Zingiber officinale is the source of this 1563-nucleotide messenger RNA. RefSeq names its product probable fatty acyl-CoA reductase 4. NCBI's taxonomy places the organism in Eukaryota, Viridiplantae, Streptophyta, Magnoliopsida, Zingiberales, Zingiberaceae. Gene Ontology annotation, cellular component: intracellular membrane-bounded organelle. The transcript has 10 exons. Gene Ontology annotation, biological process: long-chain fatty-acyl-CoA metabolic process; suberin biosynthetic process. The coding region runs from base 26 to 1498 and encodes 490 amino acids. Gene Ontology annotation, molecular function: alcohol-forming very long-chain fatty acyl-CoA reductase (NADP+) activity. The record is from RefSeq and is a predicted model, not a curated record.
CCAAAAAAAAAAAAAAAAGUGUGAGAUGGAGAGCAGCAGAGAGAAAAGCAUCGUGGAGUUUUUCAAGGCGAAGACCAUUCUCGUCACUGGAUCGACUGGGUUUCUGGCCAAAAUAUUUGUGGAGAAGUUGCUGAGGGUUCAGGCAGACGUGGAGAGGGUCUUCCUCCUCAUCAGAGCUGCCGACGCUGCAUCAGCCAUGCAACGCCUUGAAGAUGAGAUUUUAGGCAAGGAAUUAUUCAAUGCCCUGAAAGAGAAACAUGGAGACGGAUUCCAGUCAUUUGCGAGGAGCAAAUUGUGGCCUGUGGCUGGAGACAUUGUUCAUGAGAAUUUAGGAAUUCAAGAUUCUAAUCUUGUAAAUGAAUUGUUCAAGGAAGUGCAAAUUAUUGUCAACGUUGCUGCCACCACCAACUUUUACGAGAGAUAUGAUGUUUCUUUGAACAUAAACGUGCUUGGAGCUAAGCACGUGCUGCAGUUUGCAAAACAAUGUGUGAAACUCGAAAUGUUUCUUCAUGUUUCAACUGCUUACGUAUCUGGUACUGAGCGCAGUGGACUCAUACCAGAGAAGAGAUUGUCAAUGGGUGAAACUCUCAGAUCAGGAUCAAACUCUUGUUAUUUGGACAUCGAAGCUGAGAUAGAUUUGGUAGAGAAGAAGAAAGUGGAGCUGCAAGCUGAUCAUAAUCUCACUCCAAUAGCCCAAAAACUCGCCAUGAAAGAGUUGGGCAUGCAAAGAGCAAGGUUUUUUGGGUGGCCCAACACUUACGUUUUCACCAAGGCAAUGGGUGAGAUGGUGCUAGGGCACUCGCGGGGAAACUUGCCUCUGGUCAUCGUGAGACCAAGUAUCAUAACGAGCAUCCUCAGAGAUCCAUUGCCUGGUUGGAUAGAAGGCAUAAGGACAACUGACAUCUUCAUGAUGGCUUAUGCAGACAGGAAGCUCCAAAGUUUUCCAGGAGACCCUCAGAUGACUGUAGAUUUGAUACCAGGAGACAUGGUGGUGAAUGCUAUGAUGGCUACCACGGUGGCUCACUCAAAGCAGCAGUCUGAGUUCAUCUACCAUGUUGGCUCCUCCACAAGAAACCCUAUUACUUAUGAUUCUCUACUGCAGUGUUGGUUCGAUUAUUUCUCCGUAUAUCCCCGUACAGGGAAGGAUGGAACCCCCCUGAAGAUCACUAGAAAGAUGAAUCCGAGCAUUAGAACCACCUUCUUAAUUAUGGUAUACAAGUUCUUAUUACAGGUACUUGGCCUUAUUCAUUUUAUAACUUGUGGGUUUAUAUUUGGGCGUCUAUACGAUGAUCUAAACCGCAAGUAUAAAUACUUGAAGCUUCUUAUCGAUCUUUUUGAGCCAUACACUUUCUUCAAAGGCCGGUUUGAUGAUGCCAACUUGGAAAAAUUAAGGGCGAUGAUGGGAAAGGAGGAGAUGUUUGAGAUGGACUCCAAGCACAUCGAGUGGAACUCUUAUCUCCACGGCAUUCAUAUUCCGGGCAUUCUCAAAUACGAAUGAAUGCAAAUGACUAUAACUAUUUAUAAAUCUUAAUUAUGAAAUAUAUAUUUUUAUAUAUAUUCACA